This is a messenger RNA of Acaulospora colombiana, 885 nucleotides long. The record is from the annotation of a GenBank genome assembly. NCBI's taxonomy places the organism in Eukaryota, Fungi, Glomeromycota, Glomeromycetes, Diversisporales, Acaulosporaceae.
AUGGGACGGCUGGUGAUAGCGCAUCACAAAAGUUAUCACCCUUAUAAGGCUGAGAACAUUGAGAGGGUUCGUAGAGAUGAAGAAGAGGCAAGGCUAAAGGAGGCCAAAGAGGAAGGUCGCCUUCGACUGGCAGACUCUGAAGCACGACUCGAACUGCUUCGUAAACGAGCAGGGAUCAGCGCUUCUUCUAGUAAACAGAACCGAACAGAUGAGGAUUUGAUUCCAGAUGCAGUAAAGGAAUCGCUAAAAGAACAGCAAGCAAAGGAUGUACCUGAGAGCCCGUUGCAAUCCUUGAUGACCGAUGGUCAUAUCAACCUAUUUGCGGACCUCGAAAAUAAAGAUGCAGUAUUAAAACAAGCCGUUGAUCGCUCCAAGAAGCAAAAAGGAAAGAAGGACAGUGAUGAGGAUGACGCUGAGACCGAUAAAGGUUACCGCCUCGCACCGUCAAAAGCAGAUCGAGCACCAUGGUACACCAAAUCCAAAGAAGAGGGACAGCCAAAGUUAGAUCCAGCUAGAAGGGAUCGGGACGAAAUACGUAAACAGAAACAUGAUCCUCUCAAAGAGAUCGAGGCCUCACUUUCACGUGCUUCUUCCAGUUCUAGGAUCAGUCCACCCCGUGUCUCAUCCAAGAACUCGAUGGGGCCACCUUCUAUACCAUCAUCCUCUUCCAAUACCAUGUUAGGCAAUCGACUAUCAAGAGAACAUUCAGAACGACAAAGAGCUGCCGAACUUAUCGCCCGAAAGCGAAAGGAACGAAUGGGAAAUGAGACACCAACCACUGUAGCACCUUCAGAAGCUGGGUACGGGAACAUGUAUAAUAAGGACGAUGUAGAAGCGGCUGCCCGAAGACGACGCGAGGGUGAUUCAACCCGAUGGAAAGAGAGG